AUGCAAGACCAGAUGAAGAAGAAGAACAAUACAGUUGAACGUCAAUGUGGUGCAAUCAGGGCAAUUCGUGAUGUGGAGGUUGAACAGUUACAGACUUGGUUGCGUUUGCUCCGCUCGCAUUUCACCGAGGAACAGCUGCAGAUUCCUGUACUGAAGUUUUUUAAAGAAAACCUUCCAAAUCUUGCAGUUUUAAGUAAUGGAAAAGAUGGACACUAUGAGGUCCAAUGGAGGGAUAAAUAUGGUAUAUUCAUGGACCAGGCUGAUGGAAGAAACAUACACUCAUCUCUUCUACAUCGAAUGUCCAUGGUUCAUCCCGACUGCUCUGCUACACUGCCUUCUUUUAGUGGCUUAGAGUUUUCAAGCAAAGCAGUGAAAACAAGCCUCCUUGGUGCUGAGAACCCACAGAUCGGGGAUUUUGCUUUGGAAGAGCCAUCCAAUUCUCUGAUGUGUGGGUUGCAAAAUGCUUUCCAAACACCUGGGUUGCAGGCGAAUAGUCAGAGGUUAUCUGUUGGGGCGUAUUUAAAGAAGACAACAUGGAAGCUUGAAUCAGAAGAGGAUUAA
Messenger RNA from Ilex paraguariensis (yerba mate), 561 nucleotides. Lineage: Eukaryota; Viridiplantae; Streptophyta; Magnoliopsida; Aquifoliales; Aquifoliaceae. The record is from the annotation of a GenBank genome assembly.